Messenger RNA from Caenorhabditis briggsae, 690 nucleotides. Gene Ontology annotation, cellular component: nucleus. Bases 1 to 690 code for a protein of 229 amino acids. The transcript is spliced from 6 exons. Gene Ontology annotation, biological process: regulatory ncRNA-mediated heterochromatin formation. The record is from RefSeq and is a predicted model, not a curated record. Gene Ontology annotation, molecular function: siRNA binding. NCBI's taxonomy places the organism in Eukaryota, Metazoa, Nematoda, Chromadorea, Rhabditida, Rhabditidae.
AUGACAAAAUUUAGCGAUCUCGGGUAUUUUUUCGACGAUCAGGGGGUUUUGCGCACUGAAAAGGACAACGAGCCGUUCAAAUUCACCACUCAAGAAGCCUAUGAGGAGCUUGGCGAAGCAGUCGACGAGGAGAUUUUCAGGCUUUUAGAAGACAAAUGUGGCCUGGACAAGAAGGCGUAUUCCCGAACACCUGAGGAGCAUGCUGAUACCGCGUGGAAGACAUGGGUUAAGCCAUCGAAAGCCAAGGAAAUCUACGUUGUCGCACACAGUCGUGGUGGUUAUGAUAUGACGACGGUGCUCAAAAAGCACGGCGACGACGACCGCAUCUCCAAAAUCUGCCUAACCGACUCGCCGUGGUUCCAGAUCCCGAAGACGUGCGAGCGGCGCACCGCACCGCUUUACGUCGUCAAUUUCUUGGCAAACGGGAGCCUGGAAAAGUACAAAAUUGGCGAGUAUCGAGCGGGAAAAGUCCAAAAUCUGUUCGCCGGAACGAAGAUCCACGAGUGGUCAAGCCAUUUUUCGAUCGACGCGUGUUUUAAGAUUUUCGAGGAGGAGUUCGACGAGGCAAAAUUCGCGGAAAUUCUGGAAUCCGCGAAAUUCCUGGUCUUGCCGAGAGAGGAGAGAGUGCAGAGAAACGAGACGGACGAUGAGGAGGAGGAGGAGCCAAAGGAGAAGAAAAUUUGUGUCUAA